UUAUUUUAAUUGUGGUACGAAUGUAUAUUUUUCUAUAUCUCUUUUCUUUUGUUAAUACGGUUGGUAAAAAGAUACAAAUGGAAUUAAAUGUUUAGAUUAUUCACAAAUAAAACAGAAAUGAGUCAUAACUAAAUGUUACAUUUUCAUAAAUUGAUAGAUAAACACAAAACAUAAAUUCUUAAACUGUGUGUAACUCCGUAGCUCCUUUAUUUUGGAUUUUGCCAGAUCUGCUUUUCAUGCACAGCCAUCCAACUUUUGUGAGUCUCCUCCCACAGCAACUCACCAGUGAAGCUCCUCCCACAGCAAUUCCCUGAUAAAUGCUGGAAUAUUCCCACCAGUCUACAAGUGAAGAAGACAGUUCAAGAAAGAACGGUGAGAACAUGAGUGAUCCAGAACCCUGCAGAAUGGAACAUGAAGAUUCUGAAGAACAAAGAGAAGAGAAUGAGGAGAGCGAAGAUCUGAGUGAAACGGAGCAGAAACAUCAGACUGAAAGCAAUUUCUUACAGAGAAGAACAGCAAAAAGGCAAAAAAAGCCCACUUGUCGUCUGUGUGGAAAUAGUUACAUAAACAAACUAAGUCUUAAACUUCACAUGAUAGUUCACACCGGAGAGAAGCCUUACACGUGUGAUCAAUGUGGAGGGACUUUCACUCAAAACAAUGCUUUAAAGGAUCACAUGAGAAUCCACACCGGAGAGAAGCCUUUUAAAUGUGGUCAGUGUGGGAAGAGUUUUGCCUACAAAAGAAUUUUAAAAGUUCACUUGAGAAUUCAUAGUGGAGUGAAGCCAUACACAUGUGAUCAAUGUGGAAAGAGUUUCACACAGAAAAGAAACCUCACUGAACACAUGAGGAUCCACACUGGAGUGAAGCCUUAUGUGUGUGAUCAGUGUUGGAAGAGUUUUGCAAAUCAAAACAAUUUUAAAUCACAUCUGACCACUCAUUCUGGAGUAAGACCAUAUAACUGUGAUCAGUGUGGAAAAAGCUUUUCUGGGGCAAAAUGCCUGAAGAACCACAUGACAGUUCAUACAAAGGAGAAACCUCACCUGUGUUCUUUGUGUGGAAAGAGUUUUUCGUGGCUAGCUGUUUUAAAAAGCCACCAGAAGAUUCACAGCGGUGUGAAGAAUCAUAUGUGCUCUGAUUGUGGGAAGACCUUUAUGAGAGAUGCUGAACUGAAACUGCACCAGAGAAUUCACACUGGAGAAAAACCUUACAAGUGUUCACACUGUGACAAGAGAUUUGCUCAGUUUGGAUCUUGGAAAAGACAUGAAAGGACCCACACUGGAGAGAAGCCGUAUUACUGCUUUUCAUGUGGGAAAAGUUUCACUCAAUCAUCUUCUCUUCUCCUUCACAUGAAAAUCCACACUGGAGAGAGGCCACACACAUGUGAUCAGUGUGGGAAGAGUUUCACACAGAAAUCCAGACUUAAUGAACACAUGAAAAUCCACACUGGAGAGAAAUCAUAUACAUGUGAUCAGUGUGGGAAGAGUUUCAGAAAGACAGACACCUUCAAAUUACACCUGCGUUAUCAUUCUGGAAAAAGACCCUAUACCUGUGAUCAAUGUGGUAAAGAUUUUUUUAGGACAGAUGCCCUGAAGAACCACCUGAAAGUUCAUACAAAGGAGAAGCCUCACAUUUGUUCUUUGUGUGGAAAGAGUUUUACUGAGCUGGCUGCUUUAAAAAAACACCAGAAAAGACACAGUGGUGUGAAGAAUCAUAUGUGUUUUGACUGUGGGAAUGUCUUUUUUGAUAGUGCUCAACUGAGACGGCACCAGAGAACUCACACCGGAGAAAAACCUUACAAGUGUUCACACUGUGACAAGAGUUUCAGUCAGUCAGAACAUCUGAAAACACACGAGAGGGUCCACACUGGAGAGAAGCCUUUCUCAUGUGAUCAGUGUGGGAAGAGCUUCGCACGAAAAGGACACCUUAAGGGUCACAUGAAAACACACACUGGAGAGAAGCCGUAUCGCUGCCCUCCGUGUGGGAAAAGUUUCACUUCGUCAUCAUCUUUACUCAAUCAAGAAACAAAUGUCUAAAAUCAGAUUAAGCAGUUCAUCUUCAGAUCCAGCACUUUUAAGUGCACUGCUUACACCAAUCUUAUAAUUCAACGUAGUUUAUAAUUAUUAAAUGCAAAUAAAGUGUUAUGAAUACAUUUUGAUAUUACAGCUUAUAAAUGCCUAAUACAUUAUAUAUCACUUAACUGACUGAGAUUGAAAGAGAUGGCUGUCUGUCUGUUUUACUCUUCAUAUCCAGUAUCAUAAAAAUCGCAAACUGGUUUUAAAGCAUUUCUAAGAUGUUAGGCUUUGUUGAGUAAGCAGUGAAAGUCUGGCCCAUGUAUGUGCAUUUUUAAUCAGCAGA
Cyprinus carpio (common carp) is the source of this 2355-nucleotide messenger RNA. RefSeq names its product gastrula zinc finger protein XlCGF57.1-like. The transcript is spliced from 3 exons. The record is from RefSeq and is a predicted model, not a curated record. Bases 318 to 2033 code for a protein of 571 amino acids. Lineage: Eukaryota; Metazoa; Chordata; Actinopteri; Cypriniformes; Cyprinidae.